AUGAAUGGUCAUAUAGAUUUUAUUCCUUCUCAAGAAAACCUUAGAGCUUUUUAUUUUGGUCUUGAUGAAAUGGAUUGGAUUAAUGUUAAAUUAAAAGCUGGAAGAAUAGUUCCAGCAUUAGCUACUACAACACCAGUAGUUUCAGGAUUAUAGUCUAUAGAAUUAGUCAAAGACUUAAAAAAAUGUAAAUUGGAAAAUAUGAAGAAUAGAUUCAUUAAUUUAGCUGUUUCUAUUGUUUAACUGACUGAACCUAUGAAAGAUGAAACUAUCAAAUUAAAUGAAGAAAUCAAUGUUACUUUAUGGGAUAGAUGGGAGGUGAGAUUAGGAAAAGAAAUCACUUUGAAGAGUUUAUUCUAACACUUAAAAUAAACUUAUCAUUUAGAACCAACUAAUGUAUUCAAAUAAUCCUCAGUCAUUUAUAUGCAUGAUCUUCACAAAGGAUAGAAUCUAUUUACAUAACCCAUUUUUGAAUUACUAGAUGUUAAGGUAUAUAUUUAUCAUAUCAUUUUUUUAGACUGAUUAUUUAGAUUUAGUAAUUAAUCUUGUGAAAGAUGAACAAAUAUUAAAGAAUGUACCUGAAGUUAAAGUUUAACCAAUGAUGUCUAUUAUAUGUAUAAAUUAUCAAAAUAAAUAUAUGUGUUUCUAAACUUAUAUGUCUAGUUACAAUUACUACUUAAAAAAUUAUAAAAAAUUGAUGGGAAAUUGUUGUAGAUAAUCUAUAAUAUUAUAAUAUUAAAUAGGUAACUUAUUCAUAUAAAAAUAGAUAUUAUCAUUAAGAUAUUAAAAUGA
Messenger RNA from Paramecium sonneborni, 789 nucleotides. The record is from the annotation of a GenBank genome assembly. Lineage: Eukaryota; Ciliophora; Oligohymenophorea; Peniculida; Parameciidae.